Aegilops tauschii subsp. strangulata is the source of this 2912-nucleotide messenger RNA. The record is from RefSeq and is a predicted model, not a curated record. Lineage: Eukaryota; Viridiplantae; Streptophyta; Magnoliopsida; Poales; Poaceae.
AAAUGAGUGGUGUGCCCAAGUUUUGGUUUGAAAUUUUUUGACCGUGUGUGCAGCUUGGUUUGGUUGGUUUAGUAUUUUUUGUUGCGUGGCGGCCAGUUUUUGUGCUGAAAUUUGUGUCCUGACAGUCCCUUUUGCUUCGAUGCUUUUUCGAUUUUGUGAUUGGUCUUUGGUUUUUGUUCUGGCCGCUAUUGGCCCAGUUGUCUUGUCGUUGUCGAUCUCUGCUGCUGUUGGCCCAAGUCGCUUUCUGGUUUGCUAUUUGUCAUCGCGUCGUGUAUCGGUUCCUGUUGGGCCAGUCGUCAUGUCGCAAUCUGAUCCUGUCGCUAUCGUUGCGUGCGUGCCGCUGUUGGUUUGGUCGGUGUUUCCUUCUAAUAGAGCGGCACCGCUUCGAUGCGUUGGUUCGGGAGUCUGCGAGAUCGGUGCCGCUUUCCUCGUGGUUUCUGGAGAUCUUGCCGCUUACGGAGCCUAUAAACAGAUGGCUUUCUUUUUCGUGAUGUUGCCUGGGGCUUUCGUUGGUGUCUCUUACGUGGGUAUUAGUUCGAUGGUUUCUUUUUCGUCCAGUCGUAAUGGACCGCGUCGUUCUGGACGGCCUUCUGGUUCGCGGGGGGCUACUGUUGGUCGGCGCGGUGGCUCGGCCGGUGGUGCUGCUCCUGCUGUUUUGCCGGAUCGGUCUGCUUCAUCUUGUCAUUCUCGCCCGUCUUCUCAGGUUGGUCACUUGGGGCGGGGUUCGACUUCUCCGCGGGUUGGUCGCUCUGGGCGGGGUUCGAUUUCUUCCCAUGUUUGUUUUGUGCGAUCUCCUGCUUCGGUGGAUCUUGCGGCGCAAUCUGGUGGUGAUGUUUCUGCUGGACGACGCAGGGAGGAGAUCCGGUUGGGCAAGCGUCCUGGCAUCGUCUCCACGGCCCUUUCUCGAUCUCCAAUUCUCCAUCGAAGUUGUGCUUUCUGUCCUUUUUCACGCACCACGAUCAAGCCAUGCGGGGAGCGCAACCGUCGAAGGCGAGCAGGUGAGGUUGAUCUUGACGGCGUCCUACUGCUCGCCGGCAAGACCGUCCCAUGGGGAGCGCCGCCUGUCUCUCCUCAGGCACGCAGCCUAUCCACUCCAGCGCCGGUUCCUCGUGCCUUUGGCGUCAUCGGGGCAUCACCGCCUCUCCCUAUGCCUCUUGGUAUGUGGGACACGCUGUGUCCCUCGCCUUGCACCUCUGGACGUCGCCCUGUUCUAUCUGCCUUUCUUCUUAGAUCAUUCAUGUGCAGCAUCAGGAGGGGCGGUGGUACGGUUUGGCUUUGGAAGCUGGCCAUCAAAUCCUGUUGUACAGUGUUGCUGAGAUGCAACACAAAAAUUUGAGUGGCGGUCUCAUGGUGGCCGUAGGGCCUCGACCUGCUCUUCGAUCCUUUUCUCUUUUCUUUCCUCCGAGAUGGAAUUGUGCUCCGUUCGCCACAUCCCCGAGCAUGCACCGCCAUGGUCGGAUCCUAGCGGCCUGCGGCCUUCCUUGGCGACAGGUGUCACGGUCCAUGGCGUUGGUGGAGGAGACGAUCGACACGGCGGGCAGCUACAACACGAAAUCCUGUAUGUUGAGAGCCUGGCCGUGAGCACACGAGCGGAGGGACGACAACACAGCGGAGCUGUUGAAGCUCCAGCAGUUCGGCUUCUCCCUGUCCGCACAAGAGAAGCAGGUUUCGCCGGCCACUUAUCUUUCUGAUUUUCUAGCUAGAAAUUGGUGUGCUUCACUUGUUAGUUAUUUCUUAUAAAGAAUGAAAAUGUAUCGAGGAUCGAUUCGAGAAGAAACUUAGCUGCUGGAAGGGUAAGCUUAUGUCAUAUGGAGGACGACUAGUAUUGAUUAAUUCAAUACUAACGAGCAUGCCGAUGUUCCUCCUGUCUUUUUUCGAGGUGUCCAAAGGGAUACGCAAGAGAUUAGACUUUUAUCGAUUUAUCGAUCUCGAUUCUUCUAGCAAUCUAACGAGAUUAAGACAAAAUAUUGUCUGGUAAGAUGGGAUAUUAUUUGUCGACCAAAGGACGGGGGUCUUGGGAUUGAAAAUCUCGAGGUGAAAAAUAAAUGCUUGUUGAGUAAAUGGCUAUAUCGACUAUCGCUGCAUUCUGAAGGAAUGUGGGCCUAGAUUCUUCGCAACAAGUAUUUACACUUCAAAACUCUAGCCCAGGUUACUUACGACCUAAUGAUUCACCAUUUUGGAAGGGACUCAUGCGAGUGAAAGAAACUUUCUUUCAUAGGGUGAAGUUUAAUGUUGGGGACGGCUCAACAAUAAGGUUUUGGGAGGAUACGUGAUUAGGUGAUACAUCGCUAGCUCUUCAAUAUCCUUCCCUGUAUCAUAUUGCUCAAAGCAAGGAAGAGUUCAUAGCAACGGUGAUGCAAACGGUACCCUUGAAUAUCCAGUUCAAACGAUCUCUAGUUGGGGAACGCUGAACUUCUUGGCUACACUUAGUUAGGAGGCUAAUGGAAGUGCACCUUUCCGAUGAGGAAGAAUCUUUUAGAUGGAAGCUCACGAGUAGUUGCUUAUUUAUGGUCAAGUCUAUGUACUUAGAUCUCAUCAAUUCUGGCCCAAUCCUACGAUUGCUUCAUAUUUGGCGAGUUAAAGUGCCCUUACGAAUUAAGAUAUUUAUGUGGUUUGUUCACAAACAAGUGAUCCUAACCAAAGAUAACUUAUUGAGGCAGAGAUGGGUAGGUAGCUCGAAGUGUUGUUUUUGUGAUCAGGAUGAAACAAUACAACACCUAUUUCUUGAUUGUCCUCUUGCUAAGUUACUUUGGCGGUCGGUGCAUGUAACCUUUAAUAUUUCACCUCCUAAUAGCAUAGAAGCUUUGUUUGAAACGUGGCUUGAUGGGGUGAAUUUUCAUAUCGCGUGUAAUAUUCGGAUCAGAAUAUGCGCACUUAUUUGGGCUAUAUGGAACUGUACGAAUGAUAUGAUU